AUGAACGUUUGGGAAGCUAUUGAUAAUGAAGAUCUCAAUGCUGUUAAGCAGUGGGUUAAAGAAACAAGUGACAUUAACGAAGUUAACGCAGAUGGCCUCAAUAUCUUAAUGUAUACACUCAAAAACGGCAAAAAAGAAAUUGGUUCAUUUCUUAUCCGCUCUAAGAUCAAUUUAAAGUACGUUGAUCCACAAGGAAAGGAUGCUAUUAUGUAUGCUAUUGAAGGUGGUCUCGGUAUUGCUGUCCAACCACUGGUUAAGCAAAAACAUGUGGUCACCAACGUCGAUGUUCACGGCAGGUCACCACUUCACUAUGCAUGCAUAUACGGAUCAAAGGCCGGUGCUGAUUUCCUCUUGAAAUCAAAAGUUCCUGUUGCAGGUGUUGAUGAAGAUGGAAAUACUCCAUUGCAUCUUGCUCUCAUCAAUAAAACAAAAGGAAUGCUUCAAUUAUUCGCCCAGUACAAUCCACCUUACAACAAGCCAAACAAGAAAGGCGAAACCUUGGCUCAUUUGGCUGUAUACAAUCAGAGCGUUGAAGUUAUUAAGUACUUAGGCAACAAAAAGUUUGGUGUUGACUGGAAUGUUGCCGAUAAUGAAGGCUUAACUCCAGCUCUUAUUGCUGCAAAAGUCGGAGCUGAGAAGGUUUUACAACUUCUGUUCAAGCUUGGAGCAUCUCCAUCCGCUAAAGUUGCUGAUGGAUCUACAAUUGUCCAUCUUGCCGCGCUUGGUGGCCAUGCAAACAUCAUUCCAAUUACUUCAUCCGUCGGAGCUCCAAUUGAUGAAGCCAACAACGAUGGUAUCAAACCAAUCCACUAUGCAUGCAUGAGUGGAAGUAUUCAGAUCGUUACAGCCCUUCAAAAAGCUUUAGCCGAUCUCAAUUCACCAGAUAAAGAUGGUGAUAUUUCAAUUCAUUACGCAGUUCGUAACAAUCACAUUCCAGUUGUCGAAUUCCUCAUACAAAAUGGUGUUGAUAUCAACUCCCACGGCAAAGAUAAGAAAUCUCCACUUCAUCUUGCUGUUGAACUCGAGUUCCCGGAGAUGGUUCAACUCCUUACAGAACAUUCUUGCGAAACAACAACAAAAGAUAUCAACGGAGAAACUCCAUUGCAUUAUGCAGUUAAACAAAUGAAUAUUCCGAUCAUUAACUUACUCAUUGUUGCUGGUGCUACAACGAAUAACACGGCAAACGAUGGAACAGCUCCAUUGCAUAUUGUUGCAGAACAAAAUCAAGUCGAAGUUGCCAAAAUCUUGUUCGCAGCCGGUGCAGAUGCCAAUAUUAAGAACCAGCAACAGCAGACACCAAUGCAUAUUGGCUCAUUGUUCGGUUCCGACGACAUUAUUUCAAUUUUCAUCGAACAACAUGCGGAUUUGAACGCUCAGGAUGAGAAUGGGCAAACACCAAUGCACAUUGCUACACUCAACUGCCAUCUUGGCAUCUUAAAGAAGCUUGGAGAGGCAGGAUCAGAUCCAAAUGUCAAAGAUCGUCAAGGAAAAACACCAUUACAUAUCGCCUGCUCUAUGCAGAACGAAGAAUAUGUUGCAACAUUACUAUCAUUCAAGGCAAACGUUGCUUUGGCCGAUGAAAAUGGCAGAACAGCGUUACAUUACAUUGCAGAUCUUGCCAAUUUCAAGCUUACGCAGCUUCUUCUUCAGAAUGGAGCCCCUGUUAAUGUUGUUGAUGUAGACAAGAACUUACCACUUCACUUGGCCGCAUUAAAGAUGGAUAAAAAAGUUGUUGCCGCAUUAAUCAACGCUGGAGCAGAUGUAAAAGUCAUGAAUACUAAAGGAUUGACACCAAUGCAAGGUACAAGACUUACUUUCUCCAAAUACAUGAAAGCUCUCGUUAAAGAAAGAGAUGAAAAGGAACAAGUUGUCAAUCCAAACAAAUAUGAGCCAGGAAAUGUCUUGGAUCAGUCGAAUAACGUUCUUCAAGGUGAUGCAGAACUCAGAGAAAUGAUUUGUCUUUUAUGUAAGAGAAGACCUGCUGUUGCUGCUAUUGUUCCUUGCGGACACCUUUGCUGCUGCGAAGUUUGCCAGAAGGAAAGAGUUUCUUCACUCAAAGUCUGUCCUUUCUGCAAGAAAGAAUGCUUCGGAGCUGUUAACAUCCUUGUUGAAAUUUAA
This is a messenger RNA of Trichomonas vaginalis G3, 2118 nucleotides long. RefSeq names its product ankyrin repeat and protein kinase domain-containing protein family. Gene Ontology annotation, molecular function: protein binding. The transcript has a single exon. NCBI's taxonomy places the organism in Eukaryota, Parabasalia, Trichomonadida, Trichomonadidae. The record is from RefSeq and is a predicted model, not a curated record. The coding region runs from base 1 to 2118 and encodes 705 amino acids.